ACAAUGGGCAGGUAGGUGUCCUAUCUUUAUGUCAAGUUUGACUAGGAGAUGCAUUUCUUCGCCUAGAGCCAGGAGCCAAAUCAGCACACUAGAGACUUUCUGUACCAGAGCUCACCCAGGACAGGCCCUCGUCUUCGAGGAUCACCAUUCGACAAUAUUUAUUAUGCCCUAUCCAGUGACUUCUCAAUCUGACAGACCCGGUUUGGCCAGGUAUAAAAGCACUGCAGGUAUACAAAGAAGUCAUCAAGCAUUACAGAAAGUACAGUCCUGCCAGGGCACGAUAUACGGCAUUCGCGCGUGACGAGCGUGAAGUACAGUCAGAGGACUCGUCGGUAGAAGAACAAUUUACAAUUAUUCAAAAGAGCAAGGAGAUCAAAUUUUAAAGGUCCACGUCAGCAAGGCGAGGUCACUGGGGGACCUACGCAGCAAAAACGGGCUGAUGCUGAUCACGAGAAAAACGACUGGACUCUCUUAGCCCUGGCUGAGCCACGGAGAAUCAGAAUCCUGUCUAAGGAACACUUCACUGGGUCAGGUUUUACCCGUCUUGCCUGCCUGUCUUCAGCCUUCUGGGAAGGUUCUCUGCACCUCGUGCUAAUAGAAUUCUAUCAAGAAGCUCCACCAAUUUACCCCAGAAGUAGAGGGUCACCAGUUCUAGCCAGACUCUCAGCUUCUGCCCAGCUCUAGACACACACAGCUUCUCCAGGCAGUGCUGCCUCUGAACAGGGAUUACUUCUCUAGGACCUCCAGAUCUCCAAGGGCUGUACAGAACUGGCUGGUCCAAGUUUGAUGGUUGUUGGAUACACAGGCCUGAGGGCAGAUGCGCAUGAAGGCAAGAUAGGCCUGACUAGGAGCUGAUUCCUUUGCAACUCACCUUGGACAAUGUCACUUGGUGGAGGAGAAGGACUGUGAGAUCGUGGCCGGAAGCCAGGUUGUAGCCACUUGCCUGCCGUUGCCCAGCUGAGUGGCAGCCCAGAGCCCAGGAGCAGCAAGUGACUGUAGGUCACAGACACAGUGAAGAUGAGUGUGGGGGUUAGCACCUCUACUCCCCUGCUUCCAGCCUCAGACACAGACGUGGUCACAUCUGCCUUCUCCCUUGUGGACUAUGUGGUGUUUGCCCUGCUGCUGGUUCUUUCCCUUGCCAUUGGGCUCUACCAUGCCUUUCGUGGCUGGGGCCGGCAUACUGUUGGCCAGCUGCUCAUGGCAGACCGCAAAAUGGGCUGUCUUCCUGUGGCUCUGUCGCUGCUGGCCACCUUCCAGUCAGCUGUGGCCAUUCUGGGUGUGCCGUCCGAGAUCUACCGAUUUGGGACCCAGUAUUGGUUCCUGGGCUGCUGCUAUUUCCUGGGGCUGGUGAUCCCUGCACACGUCUUCAUCCCUGUCUUCUACCGCCUGCAUCUCACCAGUGCCUAUGAGUAUCUGGAGCUCCGCUUCAAUAAGGCUGUGCGGAUUUGUGGGACCGUGACCUUCAUCUUUCAGAUGGUGAUCUACAUGGGGGUUGUGCUCUAUGCACCAUCGUUGGCCCUCAAUGCAGUGACUGGCUUUGAUCUGUGGCUGUCAGUGCUGACCCUAGGCAUUGUCUGUACUAUCUACACUGCUUUGGGUGGUCUGAAGGCAGUCAUCUGGACAGAUGUGUUCCAGACGCUGGUCAUGUUCCUAGGGCAGCUGGUGGUUAUCAUUGUGGGAUCAACCAGGGUGGGCGGCUUGGGGAAUGCGUGGGAAGUGGCUUCCCAGCAUGGCCGCAUCUCUGGGAUUGAGCUGAAUCCAGAUCCUUUUGUGCGGCACACUUUCUGGACGUUGGCUUUUGGGGGUGUCUUCAUGAUGCUCUCCUUGUAUGGGGUGAACCAGGCUCAGGUGCAGCGCUACCUCAGUUCCCGCACGGAGAAGGCUGCUAUACUCUCCUGCUAUGCAGUCUUCCCUUGCCAGCAGGUGGUCCUCUGCAUGAGCUGUCUCAUUGGCCUGGUCAUGUUUGCCUAUUACCAGAAGUAUCCCAUGAGCACCCAGCAGGCUCAAGCAGCCCCUGACCAGUUCGUCCUGUAUUUUGUGAUGGAUCUCCUGAAAGGCCUGCCGGGCCUGCCUGGGCUCUUUGUUGCCUGCCUCUUCAGUGGUUCCCUCAGCACCAUAUCCUCUGCUUUUAAUUCAUUGGCAACUGUUACGAUGGAAGAUCUGAUCCGACCCUGGUUCCCUCAGUUCUCUGAAGUCCAGGCCAUCAUGCUUUCCAGAAUCCUCGCGUUUGGCUAUGGGCUACUUUGUCUGGGAAUGGCCUAUAUUUCUUCUCAGAUGGGACCUGUGCUGCAGGCAGCACUCAGCAUCUUUGGCAUGGUUGGGGGGCCGCUGCUCGGACUCUUCUGUCUUGGGAUGUUCUUUCCUUGUGCCAACCCUCCUGGUGCCAUUGUGGGCCUAUUGGCUGGACUUGUCAUGGCCUUCUGGAUUGGCAUUGGGAGCAUAGUGACCAAGAUGGCCUUUGGCGUGGCACCUUCUCCCUCUAAUAUAUCCAGCUUUUCCCUGCCUAGUAACCUGACCACCGUUGCCAUGACCACACUGAUGCCCUCAACCACUCACUCCAGGCCUACAGGACUGCAACGGUUCUACUCCUUGUCGUAUUUAUGGUACAGCGCUCACAACUCCACCACAGUCAUUGUGGUGGGCCUGAUUGUCAGUUGGCUCACUGGGGGAAUGCGGGGCCGGACCCUGAACCCUCGGACCAUUUCCCCAGUGUUUUCAAGACUUGUUGAUCUCCUGCCCCUGUCUUGUCAGAAGCGAUUUCACUGCAAAAGCUACAGCCAGGUAGAUCUCUCGGUGGAUACCCCUGCGUUUCCAGAAAAGAUGAGUAAUGGGAUGUUGAAGAAUAGCAGAGACAAGGAGGCCAUGGCCGUGCCUGAGGAAGGUUCAGCCCACCAGGGGAGCAGCCCUACCUUCAUCCUGCAGGAGACCUCACUGUGAUCCGAGCUCGGGUCCCAGUCCUGGAGGCAGCCUGUAGUAAAGUGAUGAGUUAUGUGAUGCAUAAUGCAGAGACAAUCAAGGACUAGAUUACCUAGCCCACCAAAGGACCUUGUUCUUAGAUGUUUGGGCUGCAGUAGAAGCCAUCAUAACAUGGGAAGUGUGAGGGCAGGACAGGGUUUUUACUUGUCCCUUGACAGUCUAUUCUCUAGAAGACCGGGCUUGCAGUGGACAGGAUUUUGCUAGCAAAGGGUAUAGAAGCAAAUCCUCUGGGGAGUGGGUAAUGGCUUCUGAUUAAUCAUCAUCAGGAUCCUUUGAAGUGAAUAGAAACUGCAGUGCUGGUUAUCACUGUUCUGGGGCCUGAUUUGACAAGGUUGGCCAUGUUUACCAUUAAAUACAAAGCUGCCUUGGCCAGCUGUCACUUC
Molecule: messenger RNA, 3359 nt
Organism: Herpailurus yagouaroundi (jaguarundi)
Lineage: Eukaryota; Metazoa; Chordata; Mammalia; Carnivora; Felidae
Gene: SLC5A6
Product: solute carrier family 5 member 6
Exons: 19
Coding region: 1018-2937 (639 amino acids)
Biological process (GO): transmembrane transport; sodium ion transport
Cellular component (GO): membrane
Molecular function (GO): symporter activity
Source: RefSeq, a predicted model, not a curated record